Cryptotermes secundus is the source of this 2211-nucleotide messenger RNA. RefSeq names its product golgin subfamily A member 6-like protein 22. NCBI's taxonomy places the organism in Eukaryota, Metazoa, Arthropoda, Insecta, Blattodea, Kalotermitidae. The record is from RefSeq and is a predicted model, not a curated record. The transcript is spliced from 8 exons. The coding region runs from base 612 to 2003 and encodes 463 amino acids.
GUAAUAAUAAUACGAAGUGUUGUGGAUGUUUGGUGAAGAUUUUGCCAGGGACGUUUUGCGUAAGACGUUAAAUUGUGUUGAACUUUUGAAUUUGUGUUGCCCUCUCUAUGAAGAUAAAUGUGAUGGAAAGUUAGACCUACAGAAACCUUCCCUGAAGUUCUACCCCACUGUACCCUUAACGCGCAGGUGAUUAAUGUAUAAGAUUACGCAACCGGUGCUUCCAGGCGGUGCAAUAAACCAGAAAUCCACAAUCUGGACCACAUCAGAACGUCGUGUUUUAAUUAAAUCUGCAAAUAGAUGGCGCACAAACUGAGGCUGGUUCCGUAGUCAUCCCGACCAAAUAUCAGUGACCCAUAAACCUGACAUCUACUUAAAAUUUUAAAGGCAAUUGUGCUGGUAUGUCAUUUAGCUUCAUGUUGUCAUGGCAACGACGUACAUAACAACAGUGUGCACAGGGUAAAUAUGGCAAACCACGUUAGUUUUCCAUGUUUGGCAGGUAUCAUCUAUGAUUUCUUUUAUGUAUUCAUGUAUAUAACUUAGACAUUUAGUAGUGAUGUGCAGUACUGUUAACGGUUGUUAAACGAGACAAAUGUAGUUCACAUUUUGCCUACAUGGAUUUCUUCCUUGUAUCUCCUGAAAUGAGUGUUGAUGUAAAUGACAGCCAGAAGUAUGAAGAAAGUAGCCCUUACAGAGGCUUUGGUAGUGCUAACAGCUAUGUAAAUGCAAAAAGCAUGUACAGUGAUAUACGUGAAAGCAAUUUCCAUUAUACUGCGCUUGAUAUUGACAAACUUAGAAUUGGGGAUGAAGAAAUUCUACAAAAAGCAGUUUGUGGAAUUCAGGACCCGCACAGUAACACCAAGAGCCCAGGGGAAUUGUUAGCAUCGAAUAUAAGUUCACCAAAGCCAAGGAAGAGAUCAGUCAGUAGCAUAUCUAUGACCCCAAGAAGAAAUAAAUCACCAGAGGAAUCUGCAAAGAAAGGGUACUCAAGUUUUCAGCGCAGCUUAAAGCUACUUGGUCUACAACCAGAAGACUUCGGCAUUAACAAUAAAAUCAACAUUUCCGGUUCUCAUGCACCAUCUUACAGGGUGGGACCAACUUUUCAUACUCGUCUUACAAAACGAAGUUCCUCUCUUGAAAAUCUGAGGUCUGCAGCACUAAGUCAUAUGGCUGAUGGUCAAAGCACACCUGGAGAACACCUAGAUCGUAGAAUUCUAUCCAAUGCUGUUUAUGAAGAAUGGUAUUUCCAGAAGCUGGAGGAGGCACGCAGAAAAAAGAAGGCUCAAGAACUUAAUGACCAGAAGAAGGAAGAACACAUUGAAAAGGUUAAAGCAGAGCAAAAACAGAAAGCUGAAGAAAACUUCAAUGAAUGGAAACUGCUGAAAAACAAACAAAGACAACAAGGGAAGCAACAACAGGGACAAAAGAAGUUAGAAAAUAAAGCUGCAGAAGAUUUCAGGUUAACAGAUGGAACUAAAGUAAGACGAAACCAGGAGGAAGUGUUCCUUGUUUGGAAGAAAGAGAAAGAUAAACUACUCAGACAGAGAAAAUUAAAGCAAAAAAUUCAAAAGGAAACUGUGAAACCAGAUAAUGAUAAGAAUGCUGCUGCAGAAAUGACUUUCAAUUUAUGGAAAAAGCAGGCAGAUGAAACUCUGAAAGAAAAAGCACAAGAGGAAAAAAGGAGAAAGCAAGAAGAGGAAGAAGCAAAGAAAGAAAAAGAGAGAGUAAAACGUGAGAGUGCUGAGGCAUCAUUUUGUGCAUGGAAGAAGAAGAAAGAUUCUGAGCUCAAGAAGAAAAUGAUGGAAGACAGACUGGCAGAAGAGCAAAAGAAAAGUGCAAAGUUGAUCCGGGAAGCAGAACGCUUGUAUGAAGCAGAACAAGUUUUUCAGGAAUGGCUGGAUCAAGUGGAGGAGAGGCAAAGUAAACAAAUAGAUUAUGUGCAGAAGCAAAAGGAGAAAAAUCUACAUCAAUUUCCAUGGAACCCUGGAGGUUCUGUUCACUGGUAGAUUAUAUAGUUAUGUAUAUAGUGAGGAUAUUUAUACAAGAACCAUUGAGCCUUAUUGUAAGAAUGUUUCACUGUAAAUAAGUUGAUGUUUCACAGAAACUUUUGGAAUUUAUAAUUCAGUAUUUUUACAUAUUCUAUGGGGGCAUGUGGUAGCAUAGUUGAUUGAAGCACUAUGCUACAAGCCAGAAGGUCACGGGUUCGAGUCAUGA